Molecule: messenger RNA, 180 nt
Organism: Penicillium digitatum Pd1
Lineage: Eukaryota; Fungi; Ascomycota; Eurotiomycetes; Eurotiales; Aspergillaceae
Source: RefSeq, a predicted model, not a curated record
AUGAGGAAAGCAUGGGUACGUACACAGCCAGCGGUCUCCGUUCUCGAUUCGAGUUUUUGGGGAAAUCCCACAUGCUUCUGUCCGCGAGACCCAUCGUUACAUUUUUGUUCUACGGCUCCUACCGGCAAGUUUUGUGGUCUCUUUUCACUGCGCGAUGACACAGGGGUCGACGCCGGUUGA